AUGCCAGGCCCAGUUGUCAUACAUGGACCACUAACACCGGGCCCAGUUCCCAUACAUGGACCACUAACAACAGGCCCAGUUGUCAUCCAUGGACCACUAACACCAGGCCUAUCUGUCAUCCACGGACCACUAACACCAGGCCCAGGUGUCAUCCACGGACCAUUAAUACAAGGCCCAACUGUCAUCAAUGGAACAUUAACACCAGGCCCAGCUGUCAUCAAUGGAACACUAACACCAGGCUCAGCUGUCAUCCAUGGACCACUAGCACCAUGUCCAGUUGUCAUCCAUGGACCACUAACACUAGGCCCAGCUGUCAUCCAUGGACCACUAACACUAGGCCCAGCUGUCAUCCACAGACCAUUAAUACCAGGCCCAGCUGUCAUCCAUGGACCACUAACACCAGGCCCAGCUGUCAUCCAUGGACCACUAACACCAGGCCCAGCUGUCAUCCAUGGACUGCUAAUGCCAGGUCCAGCUGUCAUCCAUGGACCAUUAAUACAAGGCCCAGGAGUCAUCCAUGGACCACUAAAACCAAGCCCAGCUGUCAUCCAUGGACAACUACCACCAGGCCCAGCUGUCAUCCAUGGACCAUUAAUAACAGGCCCAGCUAUCAUCCAUGGACCAUUAACACCAGGCCCAGCUGUCAUCCAUGGACCACUAACACCAGGCCCAGCUGUCAUCCAGGGACCACUAAUACCAGGUCCAGCUGUCAUCCAUGAACCACGAUCAUUAGGCCCAGCUGUCAUCCAUGGACCACUAACACCAGGCCCAGCUGUCAUCCAUGGACCACUAACACCAGGCCCAGCUGUCAUCCAUGGAUCACUAACAUCUAGUUAA
Messenger RNA from Protopterus annectens (West African lungfish), 837 nucleotides. Its product is annotated as 36.4 kDa proline-rich protein-like. The record is from RefSeq and is a predicted model, not a curated record. The coding region runs from base 1 to 837 and encodes 278 amino acids. NCBI's taxonomy places the organism in Eukaryota, Metazoa, Chordata, Ceratodontiformes, Protopteridae. The transcript has a single exon.